CCUGCCCUGCAGCUGUACUAUACGUAACACACGCCUUGCCGUCAGUUACACUCGCGUAACAUGCGUCUACGUCUCCUUUAGGUGUAUUUUUAGGGCGAGGAAGUAGUCGUAAUCGCUUUUUUUUUGGGUCGAAUACGAUGGAAAAAGUCAGUAAAGAUGUUAAGACGAACCCGGCAGGGUCGGCGAAUCUCCUGUCCAAGAUCAUUUUCUGGUGGCUCAAUCCUCUCUUCCGCGCUGGGUACAAGCGCACGCUUGAGGAGGAUGACAUAUACCCGGUCCUGGAGGAGGACAGCUCAGAGAUACUGGGUCAGCAGCUGCAGAGAUAUUGGGAUCAUGAGGUCCAGGAGGCCACCAAAGAAUUGCGGAAGCCAAAACUCUCAUCAGUCAUCAUCAGGUGUUAUUGGAAGUCAUAUUCAGUGCUGGGAUUGUUUACACUUAUUGAGGAGGUGAUAAAGGUGAUCCAGCCAGUCAUUCUGGGGUACAUAAUCCGCUACUUUGAGGAUUACGACCUGCACAAUCAAGCAGCCCUGAAUGAGACCCUCUGCUACGCAGUCGGGCUAUCAAUCUGCACCAUCGGCCUGGCUUUUCUGCACCACCUCUACUUCUUCCACGUCCAGCGAGUUGGCAUGAAAAUUCGAGUGGCCAUGUGUCACAUGAUCUACAAAAAGGCUUUGAGUCUCAGCUGUUUUGCAAUGGGAAAGACCACCACAGGCCAGAUUGUGAACCUACUUUCCAAUGAUGUCAACAAAUUUGAUGAUGUGACAAUCUUCCUGCACUUCCUGUGGGUGGCGCCCCUGCAGGCAGCAACCGUGGUGGGGCUCCUGUGGCUUGAGAUUGGGCCAUCUUGCCUGGCAGGCAUGGUGGUGCUCAUGUUUCUAAUGCCUGUGCAGACCCUGUUCGGGAGGCUGUUUUCCAAGUUCAGGAGUAGGACGGCCAUUCUUACUGACAGCAGGAUUCGCACAAUGAAUGAGGUGGUAUCUGGCAUUAGGAUCAUCAAGAUGUAUGCCUGGGAGAAACCAUUUGCUGCUUUGGUGUCGGAUGUCAGAAGGAAGGAGAUCUACCAGAUCAUGAUGAGCUCGUACUUGCGUGGCCUCAACAUGGCCUCCUUCUUCUGUGCCAGCAAGAUCAUCGUCUUCAUCACCUUCACCCUCUAUGUUCUGUUGGGGAACAAAAUCUCUGCCAGCCGAGUCUUUGUGACUGUGUCACUAUACACAGCAGUGCGCCUCACUGUGACGCUCUUCUUUCCCAGUGCCAUAGAGAAGCUCUACGAGAGCCGUGUCAGCAUUCAGAGGAUCCAGGAGUUUUUGUUGCUGGAUGAGAUGACAAAGGCUAGCACUCCUCUGCCACUUGCCGAGAAGCAAGAUUCUGCCAUUGAGAUCCAGGACCUUAUAUGCUACUGGGACAAGAGUCUAGAUGCUCCAUGUCUACAGAAUGUCACACUGAGUCUGACUGAAAAACAGCUGUUAGCUGUUAUUGGACCAGUGGGUGCAGGGAAGUCCUCGCUAUUGAGCUCAAUCUUGGGAGAGCUUCCCGUUGAAAAGGGGGCGAUGAAGGUCAAAGGCCAGCUAACGUAUGCUGCGCAGCAGCCCUGGGUAUUUCCUGGCACUAUCCGCAGCAACAUCUUGUUUGGAAAGGAGUUGGAUCUGCGCAUGUACGAGAAAGUUCUCAGAGCUUGUGCCUUAAAGCGGGAUUUAGAACUGCUCCCAGAUGGAGACCUGACCCUCAUUGGGGACCGCGGUGCCACACUCAGUGGGGGGCAGAAAGCUCGUGUCAACCUGGCCAGGGCUGUGUAUCAGGAUGCCGAUAUUUACCUUCUGGAUGAUCCUCUCAGUGCUGUGGACGCUGAAGUCGGGAGGCACCUCUUUGAACAGUGCAUCUGUGGCCUGCUGAAGAGCAAACCCCGUAUCCUGGUCACCCACCAACUGCAGUAUCUGAAGGGAGCAGACCAGAUUGUGGUCCUCAAAGAGGGUCACAUGGUUGCCAGGGGGACGUACACGGAGCUACAGCAGUCUGGAGUGGAUUUCACCUCACUAUUGAAGAAGGAUGAGGAGGAGGAGCCCCAGACCUCAGACCUCUCCUCCCGAAGCCGGACUUUGUCCCAGAACUCAGUGCGGUCUCAGGCCUCUUCUGUGCAUUCGGUCCAGGAUGGAGACUAUUUGGCAGCUGAGCCAGUUCACACGUUGGCAGAAGAGACUCGCGCACAGGGAUCCAUUGGAUUGAAUAUGUACAUGAAGUACUUGCGGGCUGGUGCUAGCAUUUUGGUUGUGGUCGUUGUGAUGCUCCUAAACAUUCUGGCUCAGGUUGCGUACAUUGUGCAGGACUGGUGGCUGGCUUACUGGGCUGAAGAGCAAGGAAAGCUAAAUAACAACAGCACCGUGGGCCUCAAUAUGACCAAAGUUUACAAAGAGCUAGACCUUGAAUUCUACUUGGGCAUUUAUGGAGGUUUGACAGCGGCCACCAUCAUUUUUGGUUUUGUGAGGACUUUGCUAAUGUUCAACAUGCUGGUGAGAUGUACACAGGCCCUACACAACAACAUGUUUACCGCCAUCCUUCGCACUCACGUGCGCUUCUUUGACGUCAACCCCAUUGGCAGAGUUUUAAACCGGUUUUCGAAGGACAUUGGCCAGCUGGAUUCCAUUAUGCCGUGGACCUUUGUUGACUUCAUUCAGGUUUUUCUGCAAAUCCUCGGGGUCGUUGCUGUGGCGGCGGGCGUCAUCCCCUGGAUUCUCCUUCCUGUGCUCCCCCUACUCAUUGUCUUCCUCUUUCUCCGGCGCUACUUUCUGCAGACCUCCAGAGACAUCAAACGUAUUGAGUCCACAACUCGGAGUCCAGUUUUCUCGCACCUAUCUUCCUCUCUGCAGGGCCUGUGGACGAUCCGAGCCUUCAGAGCGGAGGGCCGCUUCCAAAAGGCUUUUGACGCCCAUCAGGAUCUGCACACAGCGGCAUGGUUCCUUUUCCUGAGCACAUCUCGCUGGCUUGCCUUACGUCUUGAUGGCAUGUGCUCCAUCUUUGUGACAGUCACCACAUUUGGCUGCCUGCUCCUCCGAAACCAGUUGGAUGCCGGCUCUGUGGGUUUGGCUUUGAGCUAUGCGAUCACUCUGAUGGGCAUGUUCCAGUGGGGGGUCCGGCAGAGCGCUGAGAUGGAGAACAUGAUGACAUCAGUGGAGAGGGUGGUGGAGUACACUGAACUGGACAGUGAAGCCCCCUGGGAAACCCAAAAGCGACCUCCUCCUGAUUGGCCCAGCAAAGGUCGAGUGACCUUUGACGGGGUCAGCUUUUCCUAUAGCACUGAUGGUCCCAAAGUUUUGCACAACUUGAAAGUGACAUUCCAACCCAAAGAGAAGGUGGGCAUCGUGGGUCGGACAGGCGCUGGAAAAAGCUCCCUGGUGUCGGCCCUGUUCCGCCUGGCCGAACCCCAAGGAAACAUCUACAUCGACGGUGUGUUGACUUCUGAGCUGGGCCUUCAUGACAUACGUCAGAGGAUGUCUAUCAUUCCUCAGGACCCGGUGCUGUUCACAGGUUCCAUGAGAAAGAACCUAGACCCUUUCAACCAGCAUUCGGAUGAGGAGCUGUGGAAUGCUCUACGAGAGGUUCAGAUGAAGGGCGUGGUAGAAGAGCUUCCUGGAAAAUUGGAAACCGUUCUGGCUGAGUCUGGCUCCAACUUCAGCGUGGGCCAGAGGCAGCUGGUGUGUCUGGCCAGAGCCAUCCUGAGGAAGAACCGCAUCCUCAUUAUUGAUGAGGCCACUGCCAACGUGGACCCCAGGACAGAUGAACUGAUCCAGAGAACUAUCCGAGAGAAGUUCCAGGAAUGCACUGUGCUCACCAUCGCUCAUCGCCUCAACACCAUCAUAGACAGCGAUCGCAUCCUGGUUUUAGAUGCAGGGAGAAUCCACGCAUACGAUGAGCCCUAUACGCUUCUCCGAGACCCCUCUUCUAUCUUUUAUAAAAUGCUGCAGCAGACUGGCAAGCAGGAGGCAGCAGCCUUGCUGGAGGCAGCUAAAAAGGCUUAUGACAGCAGAAGCCAACCCAACUUCAGUAACAGGGAGGCGGACGCAGGAGACAGGAGCUUGGUCAUUUUUGAGACAGCUCUGUGAGCCGCGCACCACAUUGGAGUGUGUGGAGGACGCAAGCCGAAUGUACGCACAUGAUGCGAACCACUACUGUACAAACUGUAGACAUGCAUGUAUUUAUUUUGCAUACUUGUUUUUUCACACAGUAAAACUCUGCCUUGCUUUCAA
Phycodurus eques (leafy seadragon) is the source of this 4238-nucleotide messenger RNA. It is a transcript of the gene abcc4, whose product is annotated as ATP binding cassette subfamily C member 4 (PEL blood group). NCBI's taxonomy places the organism in Eukaryota, Metazoa, Chordata, Actinopteri, Syngnathiformes, Syngnathidae. The transcript is spliced from 31 exons. The record is from RefSeq and is a predicted model, not a curated record. Bases 138 to 4094 code for a protein of 1318 amino acids. Gene Ontology annotation, biological process: transmembrane transport; monoatomic ion transport. Gene Ontology annotation, molecular function: ATP binding; chloride channel activity; ABC-type transporter activity. Gene Ontology annotation, cellular component: plasma membrane.